Molecule: messenger RNA, 737 nt
Organism: Polychytrium aggregatum
Lineage: Eukaryota; Fungi; Chytridiomycota; Chytridiomycetes; Polychytriales
Exons: 2
Coding region: 13-543 (176 amino acids)
Source: RefSeq, a predicted model, not a curated record
AGUCAGCCAGCCAUGAAUCCCGCCAUGAGAUCUCUUCGGGGCGCCCGUCUCCUGCACACCUCGGCCCCGCUUCGAGCCGCAAUUCCAAAGCUGAGCCCUCAACAGGCCAAGGUUAUGCAAGAGCUCAACAAAAACCCAGAGGCGCUGAAGCUGGUCAAAGCCAUGCAGCAGAAUGCGCCACUUGCCCGAAAGAUGGCCGAGUUCAGCCAGUUCAUGGUGAAAAAGGGCUACAUCGACCCCGCCGACGCAACCAAGCAGCCUGGCUUCUCCACGAUCGCAAAGAUGAUGGCCGACUCCGAGGCACGACAGAAGCUCCAGGAGCUCGGGGCGGCUCUCAAAUCGGCUGGUAUCAAUCCGGAGACCACCGGCAUGGGGCUAUCAUCGCUCUUUGGGUCGACAAAGUCGGGUGGGUCGGCUGAGGCUGCCCCCAAAGCCGCCCCUGCGGCUCAAAGCGCCAUCGAAGGCACCUCGACAGACGCCAGCAACACAGCGGCGAAGAAGCCAAGCAUCACUGAUCGCCUGAAAGGCAUGUUCAAGGCAUGAUGUGAGGGCAGUCAUAUUGGAGAGGUGGCUCAGCGACCCAAGCGAUGGAUCGGAAUGUGGUUGUUGAUCAGUGGCUCCCCAGGAUUUGAGGGGAUCACCUUGGCAUCAAAAUCGCAACAAUUGCAUUCAUUCGUGAAAUAAUAAAAUGCCACCAUGAAUGUAUAGAUGAUAAUUCAUGGCAGCCCAUGCUACAG